This is a messenger RNA of Rosa chinensis, 1320 nucleotides long. RefSeq lists its product as uncharacterized. The coding region runs from base 1 to 1320 and encodes 439 amino acids. NCBI's taxonomy places the organism in Eukaryota, Viridiplantae, Streptophyta, Magnoliopsida, Rosales, Rosaceae. The transcript is spliced from 2 exons. Gene Ontology annotation, molecular function: protein dimerization activity. The record is from RefSeq and is a predicted model, not a curated record.
AUGGCCAUUAUUUUGAGGUUUUUUGAUUGUCAAGGUUUUAUUCGAGAACGAUUUUUUAAGAUUGUGAGUGUUCCUAACACUACCUCACAAACUCUUAAAGAUGAGAUUUCUAAAGUACUUACUAUGUACAAUCUUCAAGUGAGAAAUAUGCGCGGUCAAGGAUAUGAUGGUGCUAGCAAUAUGAGAGGUAUUUAUAAUGGGUUACAAGCAUUGUUUCUUCAAGAGUGUCCUUAUGCUUAUUAUGUGUAUUGUUUUGAUCACCGCUUGCAAUUGACAUUGAAUGCUACAGCUAAAGGGGUGUAUGAGAUUUGGCAAUUUUUUUCAACUUUAAGUUUAAUUGUGAAUUUUGUUGAUUCUUCUGCUAAGCGUCAUUCUGCAUUACAAGCUGUGAGAAAGGAAGAAAUUGCAGAUUUGAUAGCUUGUGGCCAACUUCAAACAGGUAUUGGUGCUAAUCAAGUUUGUAGUUUUCAACGAGCUGCUGCUACACGCUGGAGCUCACAUUUUCGUUCAAUUAAGAGUUUGAUUGAAUUGUUUAGUUCAACAAAAAAAACUCUUGAUGAUAUAAUUGAGCAAGGACCCUUGGAAUUGCAAGGAGAAGCUGUGGCUGUUCUUAAAGCGAUGAGGUCUUUUGAUUUUGUGUUCUGCUUGCUUCUAAUGCACAAAUUGAUGAAAAUUACUGAAGUUCUUUGUCAGACAUUGCAGCGAAAAUCUCUUGACUUCGUACAUGCUAUGAAGUUUGUUGGACAUACAAAAUCAUUUCUUCAAGAGAUGAGAGAAGAAGGGUGGGAUGACUUGUUGAGUGAGUUGAAUAGAAGAUUCUCAGACCAAACAUCUGAACUUCUUAUAUUUAGUUCAACCUUGGAUCCUCGUGAUAACUUCAGAAAUUUUAAAAUUGAAGAUGCAUGCAAUCUUGCAAAGAAGUUUUAUCCUGAAGAUUUUGUUGAUAAUGAAAUGUUUGCUCUAGAAUUAGAGUGUGCAUAUUAUGAGAAAGAUAUGCGUAGUGAUCCAAAGUUCCAAAAUUUGGAAUCCAUUUCUGAUUUGUGCAGAAUGUUGGUUCAAACAAGGAAGUUAGAAUUUUUCCCUAUGCUUUAUAGAUUGAUUUGUCUAGUUUUGACUAUGCCUGUUUCUACGGCGACCACUGAAAGAGCAUUUUCAGCUAUGAACAUCAUUAAGAAUAGACUUAGAAACAAGAUGGAAGAUGAGUUUCUUGGUGAUUGUAUGGUCCUUCACAUUGAGAAGGAAUAUGCUGAAUCUAUUGACAAUGAAUCGGUGAUCAAAGAGUUUGAAGCUUGUGGAACUCGCAGAGUUAGAUUUAGUUAG